CUUCCUCAGGCUGGCAGCACAUAGGAUUGAACUAAUGGCUGAUCGAGUGCUUGUGAUUGGCAGUGGAGGGAGAGAGCAUGCACUAGCCUGGAAGCUGGCCCAGUCCCCACAUGUAAAACAUGUGUUUGUUGCUCCAGGAAAUGCAGGAACAGCUGACAAUGGAAAAAUUUCAAAUUCAGCGGUUUCGAUCAGCAAUCAUGCUGCACUUGCCCAGUUCUGCAGAGAUCAGGAGAUCAGGCUGGUUGUGGUUGGCCCAGAGGUUCCUCUUGCUGCUGGAAUUGUUGAUGACUUGACAGCAGCUGGAGUAAGGUGUUUUGGUCCAACAGCAAAGGCGGCUCAGCUGGAGUCCAGUAAGAGCUUUACCAAAGCCUUUUUGGAUCGUCAUGAGAUCCCAACGGCAAGAUGGAAAUCUUUUACUGAUCCUAAAGCAGCAUGUAGCUUUAUUAACAGUGCAAACUUCCCUGCUUUAGUUGUAAAAGCUAGCGGCCUGGCAGCUGGCAAAGGAGUAAUUGUGGCUUCAAACAAGGAAGAAGCCUGCAGAGCUGUUACUGAAAUCAUGCAGGAUAAGACUUUUGGCACAGCUGGGGAAACUGUUGUUGUUGAAGAACUUCUUGAAGGAGAAGAAGUUUCUUGCUUGUGUUUCACUGAUGGCAUCACAAUUGCACCCAUGCCUCCAGCCCAGGACCACAAGCGGUUAAUGGAUGGAGAUGAAGGCCCCAACACUGGAGGGAUGGGAGCUUAUUCCCCAGCACCUCAGAUUUCUAAAGAUUUGCUGCAGAAAAUAAGAGAUACUGUUCUGCAAAAAACUGUUGAUGGCAUGAGGAAAGAAGGUGUCCCCUACUUUGGUGUGCUUUAUGCUGGAUUAAUGCUUACCAGAGAUGGACCUAAAGUUCUUGAGUUUAACUGCAGGUUUGGUGACCCAGAAUGUCAGGUGAUUCUUCCACUGUUGAAAAGUGAUUUGUAUGAAGUUAUGCAAGCUGUUAUCAAUAAAAAGUUGUCUAGUUGCAUGCCAGUUUGGUUUGAAGACAGUGCAGCUGUGACUGUGGUCAUGGCUAGCGAAGGGUAUCCAGGAACGUAUCCCAAGGGUUUGGAAAUAACAGGACUUUCUAAGGCUAAGCAGCUGGGAUUGGAGGUAUUCCAUGCAGGCACGGCGCUGAAGGAUGGCAAAGUGGUGACUAGUGGAGGAAGGGUCCUUACAGUAACUGCCAUUAAGAAGGAUCUAAUGACAGCACUGCAAGAAGCCAACAAGGGAGUAGCAGCCAUAGACUUCAAGGGUGCCAUUUAUAGACAGGACAUUGGUUACCGGGCUAUAGCUUUCCUGAGACAAUCCAGAGGCCUGACUUACAAAAACAGUGGGGUAGACAUUGCAGCAGGGAAUACUUUGGUUCAGAAAAUUAAACCCUUAGCUGCAGCCACAUCAAGGUCAGGCUGCAAUGCAGAACUUGGAGGAUUUGCUGGCCUCUUUGAUUUGAGAGCAGCUGGUUACAAAGAUCCUAUCUUGGUAUCUGGAACUGAUGGUGUUGGCACAAAACUCAAGAUUGCACAAGUGUGUAAGAAGCACGACACCAUAGGGCAGGACCUGGUCGCCAUGUGUGUCAAUGACAUCCUGGCCCAAGGAGCAGAGCCCCUCUUCUUCCUUGACUAUUUUGCCUGUGGUAAACUUGACGUUGAAGUGGCUCAGGGCGUCAUUGCAGGAGUAGCUGAAGCUUGCAAGACAGCAGGAUGUGCUCUUUUGGGAGGAGAAACUGCUGAAAUGCCAGGCAUGUACCUGCCUGGAGAGUACGACCUGGCUGGCUUUGCUGUUGGUGCAGUGGAACGAGGGCAGAUGCUGCCCCAGCUGGAGAGAAUUGCUGAUGGAGAUGUGGUUAUUGGAGUAGCCUCUUCUGGGGUUCACAGCAAUGGGUACAGCCUUGUAAGGAAAAUUGUGGAAAAGUCAUCGUUUGAUUUCUCUUCUCUAGUUGGUGUCUCCGGUGAUCAGACAUUAGGAGAUCUCUUAUUAACCCCAACUAAAAUCUACAGUAAGACUCUGUUGCCUGUCCUUCGCUCAGGCCAUGUGAAAGCCUAUGCCCACAUCACUGGAGGAGGCUUGCUGGAAAACAUCCCCAGAGUUCUCCCUGAGUCAUUCGGUGUCCUUUUAGAUGCUCUUACCUGGAAGAUCCCUGAAAUCUUUUGUUGGCUCCAUAAAGAAGGGAACCUCUCUGAGGAGGAAAUGACUCGGACAUUUAAUUGUGGCAUCGGUGCUGUCCUGGUAGUUCAGAAGGAGCUGGCUCAGCAGGUCCUCAAGGACGUGCAGAAACACGAGGCAGCCUGGCUGAUUGGGAAAGUGGUCUCCUUACAGAAAGGUUCUGCCCGUGUUAAAGUCCAUAAUCUGCUUCGAGCCUUGCAAGCAAACAGGUCACUGUCUGUGCACAGCCAUAUCCAAGGCAAGAUCCAAACAAACAAAGUGAAGGUUGCUGUCCUUAUCUCUGGAACAGGCACAAACCUGGAAGCCCUCAUAAAUAGCACAAAGAAGCCCACCAGUUUUGCCCAAAUAGUUCUUGUUGUUUCUAACAAAGCUGGUGUGGAGGGGUUAAAGAAAGCUGAAAGAGCUGAUAUUCCUACAAGGGUUAUUGACCAUAAGUUGUAUGAAAGUCGCACUGAAUUUGACAGUGCAGUUGACAAAGUCCUUGAAGAAUUCUCAGUGGAACUGAUCUGUCUGGCUGGAUUUAUGCGAAUACUGUCAGGUCCUUUUGUCAAAAAAUGGGAAGGAAAAAUACUGAACAUCCACCCAUCGCUGCUGCCUUCUUUUAAGGGAGCAAAUGCCCACAAAUUGGUGCUACAAGCUGGAGUCCGAGUCACAGGCUGUACUGUACACUUUGUAGCUGAGGAGGUCGACGCUGGAGCAAUCAUUUUCCAGGAGGCAGUUCCUGUUAAGGUGGGUGACACAGUGGAGACCUUGUCCGAGCGGGUGAAGGAGGCCGAGCACCGAGCCUUCCCAGCCGCCCUGCAGCUUGUCGCCAGUGGGGCCGUACAGGUGGGGGAAGCUGGCAAGAUCUGCUGGAAAUAGGAGCAGCGUGUCCGUGAACGUCCUCAGAUGGGACAGCUGGGGUGCCUUCAUUGAUCAGAACAGAGGUCACGGCCUGAUGACGCACACGCUGUAUUCUCAUCACAAAG
Messenger RNA from Merops nubicus (carmine bee-eater), 3153 nucleotides. RefSeq names its product phosphoribosylglycinamide formyltransferase, phosphoribosylglycinamide synthetase, phosphoribosylaminoimidazole synthetase (gene GART). Bases 35 to 3046 code for a protein of 1003 amino acids. Gene Ontology annotation, molecular function: ATP binding; phosphoribosylamine-glycine ligase activity; phosphoribosylglycinamide formyltransferase activity. Lineage: Eukaryota; Metazoa; Chordata; Aves; Coraciiformes; Meropidae. Gene Ontology annotation, biological process: adenine biosynthetic process; 'de novo' IMP biosynthetic process. Gene Ontology annotation, cellular component: cytosol. The transcript is spliced from 22 exons. The record is from RefSeq and is a predicted model, not a curated record.